AUGAAGAACUCUGUUGCUCUUCUGGCUCUUGCCGCCGGCGUUAGCCACGUCACUGCUACCGGCUGGAACAAGUUCCCUUCUUUCACCUGCCCCCAGAACACCGACAACCAGUGCGACGACAAGCAGAAAUCCGGCUUCUCCUGGGGCGACCUGAACACGGGAUCUUUCAGCAACUAUGCCGGAUUUGACUUCAAGGGCUGGACCUGUGAAAGCGACUUCUCCAAGCGCGAUCUCCUGGCUCCCCGCACCUUCACCAAUGGCAAGGUUAUCUCUGGAUCUUGCGGACAGAAGAAGGAGACCUCUCCCUCUUUCGGCUGUGGCUCCGGCCCCGGCGCCCCUGACAAGUUCUCCAUCUCCCACUUCGACGUGACCACCGAAUUCGACUGCGACCUGGAAUUCCACUACGACAUGCCCGAUGGCUCCAGCUGCAAGCAACGCUCUGCCUGCUCCAAGUCUGGAACCACUGUCAAGAACUCCCAGUGCGGUGGUGCCAAGAAUGUCACCAUCGUUUACCCCUCGCAGCCUUCCAAGCCCAAGCCGACCUGCGGCGUCGGUAUCCACACCAUCGGCUUCGACUGCAGCCCUGCCGAGACCCCCAAGCCUCCCAAGACCACCGUGAGCCAGGCUCUCCCCACCGCCACCACUCUCCGCACCCAGAUCCAGGCCCCGACCACUCUCAGCACCCAGAUCCAGGCCCCGACCACUCCCGCCGGCAUCCCCACCGUCUCCAAGCCCGUCGAGGAGACCAAGCCCGUUACCACCGCCCCCGUCGAGGAGACCAAGCCUGUCAUCACCGCCCCUGUCGAAGAGACCAAGCCCGCCACCACCGCCCCCGUCGAGGAGACCGUCUCUAUCCCCACCUCCCCGGCUGCCGUCACCCUUGUUGUCCCCGAGACUAAGACCACUGUCUACGACACCACCUCCACCAUCUACACCACUAGUGUCGAGACUGUGACCUCUUGCGCACCUGAGAUCACCAACUGCCCUGCCAACCACCACGCCGUGGUUACCCGCACCGUUCCCCUCACCACCACCGUCUGCCCAGUCACCGAGACCAUCAUCCACACCCCUGGCUCCGAGAAGCCUGUCGGCUCUGCCCCCUUCGUCAAGCCCUCUGGCACCAAGCCCGCUGGCCCCCUUGAGACACUUCCUUGCCCCGAUGUCGUUCCUCAGUGCCUGAGCAGUUGGAUGUGGUCUACUGGCUGCACUGCCAACUCUGACGCCGACUGCUACUGCCCUGACGCCCAGUUCGUUGAGAACAUCUUCUCUUGCAUCUACGCCUACGGCGUCAGCGACGACAUCAUCUCCAAGGCCACCCAGUUCUUCCAGGGCAUCUGCGCUCCUCACAUCCCCCAGAACCCCGCCAUCGUCACUGCUCCCGCCACCAUCACCACGGCUCUCACUGUUGGUGCCCAGCAGCCUGCCCCGACUAACCCCGCCGACAUCACCACUGUCGUCGUUGACAAGACGCUCGUUGUCCCCUGUGUCACUGGUGGCACCACCGUCCCCGGAUCGUCCACCACUGCCACCAUCAAGACGACCCUCGUGGUCCCCCACGUCUCCUUCGCCACCAACUCCGCCUCCGACGUCGUCCCCGUCCCCAUCACGGUCGGCGGUGCUGGCCCUACCGAUGUCCAGGUUGCUCCUUACCCCACCGGCCCCGCUGUCGGUGCCAGCAUGCCGGCCGGCACUGGCGGUCUUAAGCCUACCCCUACCGGUGUCGUCACCGCUGGUGCUGGCAAGGCUUCCUUCGGCAUCGGUGCUGUUGUCGCCAUUGCCGCCCUCGCUGCAUUCUAA
Colletotrichum navitas is the source of this 1797-nucleotide messenger RNA. Its product is annotated as adhesin protein Mad1. The coding region runs from base 1 to 1797 and encodes 598 amino acids. The transcript has 3 exons. The record is from RefSeq and is a predicted model, not a curated record. Lineage: Eukaryota; Fungi; Ascomycota; Sordariomycetes; Glomerellales; Glomerellaceae.